AUGGCAAACAACGGAAGUCUCAUGCCUGUCAAAGACUUGAAACCAUUUAAGACUAAAUGGCGAUCUCAAGUGAAAGUGCUACAUUCAUGGCUGCAAAACACUGGUUCUGGUGGGAAGACUCUUCAAAUGGUUCUGACCGAUGAACAAGGUGAAAAGAUUAUUGCUAUGUGCAAAAGGAAUCACAUUUUGAGUGUCCAGCGAAAACUACCCCUGAGAAAAUGGUGUGUUCUCACAACGUUUUCCGUUUCGCAAGCAUCGGGCCAAUAUCGGCCAACAAGCCAUCCAUACAAAAUAACGAUCAGUUACGAAACUGUGAUAACAAAUUCUGACCUAAUUCAAGAUAGCAUCUUCCUGCCUCUUGCCAUAUACGAAGACAUCAAUGAUGGGAACUUAAAGACCAACUUCCUUAUUGGUAAUACCUUUAUGUCAAUAUGUUAUGGGAAAACCGUAAGCCUUGAACCAGUUCAAACCGUCCAAGUUAAAGGACAGGACCGGAAAAAAGUUCAAUUUCGUUUGGUUGAUGCAAAGUUCGCCAAAAUCAGUUUUUACAGAGGUGAGGUGAAAAUCGCAAAUGCUUUUGAUGCAUCCAUUGUUUAUCUUGAUCUAACUAUGGAACUGGUGGAAGACGAGCUUCCUCUUGCUGUUAUUGAGAAGAAAUAUGGUAAGAAAGAAAUCGUUUUACAAGAAGAUGACUGGAACAAGCUUGAGAUCAAGAUGAUUUCGGAACUCUUUGUUUCAAAUCUGGUGGAGAACUGCAAAAUCAUUUGUUCAAUUGCAGCUGUUGACACUGAUUGGGCAUGGUUCUACUUUGGGCAUAAAGGUUGCAAACAUCGUGCCAUAAAACUUGCAUCAAACCAUGACGACAACCAACUUUGGCGUUGUGAGAAGUGCCAAGUUAAAAUCACAGAAGUGAUACCUCUGUUCAAGCUUCAUUUGAUUGUGAGGGAUGACGCAGAAACAUGUAAGUUGAUGUUGUUGAACACUGUUGCUAAGACCAUUGUUGGACAUGAAGCUGUUGAUCUGUGGGAUGGCUCCUAUGAUGAGAUUGAUCCAGAGCUCCACCAGAACCUAUCAGAGCUUUAG
Molecule: messenger RNA, 1083 nt
Organism: Brassica oleracea var. oleracea
Lineage: Eukaryota; Viridiplantae; Streptophyta; Magnoliopsida; Brassicales; Brassicaceae
Exons: 9
Coding region: 1-1083 (360 amino acids)
Source: RefSeq, a predicted model, not a curated record